AUGUCCUCUCCAGUCCGCACGACAAUCCUCAUCUCUGGUAGCGGUACCAAUCUCCAAGCCGUAAUCGACAGGGUUCACGCCGGUGAACUGAACGCCCAGAUCAUCCGCGUUCUUUCCAACCGCAAAGACGCUUACGGCCUCGAGCGCGCUCGGAAAGCCUCGAUUCCGACCGAAUACCACAAUCUUGUCAAGUACAAAAAAGCACACCCAGCCACACCGGAGGGAGUCCAAGCCGCACGAGAGGAAUACGAUGCCGAACUAGCACGUUUGAUCUUGGCCGAUCAGCCAGAGCUGGUCGUAUGUCUGGGGUUCAUGCACAUUCUAUCGCCGCAAUUCCUGUCGCCGCUGGAAAAGGCCAAUGUGCGCAUCAUCAAUUUGCAUCCUGCUCUCCCAGGGGCAUUCAAUGGGGUGAAUGCGAUUGAACGCGCCCACGCCGCCUGGAUGGAGGGCAAAAUCGACAAGACUGGCGUCAUGAUCCACAACGUGAUUUCUGAGGUGGACAUGGGACAACCGGUUCUCGUCCGUGAGAUCCCCUUCGUGAAGGGACAGGAUGAGGACGUGGAGGUCUUUGAGAAGCGGGUGCACGAGAUUGAAUGGGGGACUGUUGUCGAGGGCAUGAAAAUGGUGCUUGAAGAGCUGCAGUCGGCGCGCAAGCAAUGA
This is a messenger RNA of Penicillium oxalicum, 660 nucleotides long. RefSeq names its product phosphoribosylglycinamide formyltransferase. The record is from RefSeq and is a predicted model, not a curated record. Gene Ontology annotation, biological process: 'de novo' IMP biosynthetic process. The transcript has 2 exons. NCBI's taxonomy places the organism in Eukaryota, Fungi, Ascomycota, Eurotiomycetes, Eurotiales, Aspergillaceae. Gene Ontology annotation, cellular component: cytoplasm. Gene Ontology annotation, molecular function: phosphoribosylglycinamide formyltransferase activity. Bases 1 to 660 code for a protein of 219 amino acids.